GUACAGUUUAUCUACGCUGCCAUGACACACGGUUUGACGUCUCCCGGGAUGAUAACCAUAACGUCAGCUUGAGCCUGAGAGUUGUCAGGUUUUUGGCCUCACACCCUGAAAGUGGAGUUGCAGGGAUCAGCGAUGGAUCUUCAUCAAUAAGUUUUGCUUUCUCCUCAGUGAUCAUAAACUUGAUUCACUGUAUAGUUCUGAACCAUGUUUCAUUGCCAUGGGAUGACUGGAUAGUGAAACUAGAUCUAACAGCAUCUACAGUUGCCACUUUUGCUGUCUUCCCAUCAGAUCAGUCACACAGCUAUGGGCUUCUGUUUGCCUGUGUGCAAGGUUUUUAGGAGGGGGAAAUAUUUGUUUCUUUUCCUCAUCUCGCUCUCCGUGCUGGCAUGGAUUGCAAAUCUGUCCGGUGAAACCAUGAAAGAAGCUCCGGUUUCAUUUGCCACGCCACAAGCUCUUGUCAAAGGAGAGAGUCUGAGGGAGAAACUGAACGCUUUGACAGCAACCCCCGAUCGCUUGAUUACUCCAGCAGCAAAAGAACAAUGCCCUGAGGAGUCACCGCUGCUACGUAAAGGAGCUGUGAAGCUGUCCUUUGAAUCCUCUCUGAAACUAAAGGAUGUGGAGAGCGACAACAAAGCAGUUAUUGAAGGCGAGUUCGAGCCCUCAGACUGUACAGCCAGGCAGAGCGUAGCGAUCCUCAUCCCUCAUCGCGGCAGAGAGAAACACCUCCUCUACCUGCUGCACCACCUGCACCCCUUUCUACAGAGGCAGCAGCUACACUACGCCAUUUAUAUCAUCCAGCAGGCUGGAGAUGCAACUUUUAAUCGUGCCAAGUUACUCAAUGUCGGGUAUUUGGAGGCGCUGAAGGACUACAGUUGGGACUGCUUCAUCUUCCAUGACGUGGACCUGGUCCCUGAAAACGAUCACAAUUUAUACUUCUGUGACAAGCAGCCCAAACACUUGGUGGUGGGCCGGAACGCCACAGGAUACAAGCUGCGUUACAAAGGCUACUUCGGAGGAGUCACAGCGAUGAACAGAGACCAGUUUUUCCAAGUGAAUGGAUUCUCAAACAAUUACUGGGGCUGGGGCGGAGAAGAUGAUGACCUUCGCGUCAGGGUGGAGCUGCAGAAAAUGAAGAUUGUGCGUCCGCCCGCUGAUAUAGCUCGCUACACCAUGGUGUUUCACAAACGGGACAGCGGCAACCAAAUAAACAAAGACAGAAUGAGAUUGUUAGGACGCACGCCGCUGGUCUGGAGAAAGGACGGACUCAACAGCUGCUCAUAUAAGACAAUGUCGUUGGAGAGGCUCCCUCUUUAUGUGAAUGUUACUGUGGACAUUGGUAAGCCGCUGAGCUGAGAUUUCAAACAGUAAGCCCUGCUGUGACCAAAAAUAUAUUCAAUUAUAUAUUUUAUGCAGUACGUUUAGGCUGCUCAGUGCAGAAAGGCUACUAUGUGUGUGCAAAACUCACAAAAUACACAUUGUUUGGAUUAGUUUACAUCAUAAAAUGAAGUUUAGCUAGGGGUUUUUUGCACAUUUUUGUAUUUCAUCUUUAAAAUAUUGUUACCUGCAUGCUAAAAAACAAUAGGCAGCGGCCAAGUCAUCGCUGCCCUCUAGCUGCCAAACCGCCAUUAAUAUUUUUUGUAACUGAAACACAUUUACUGUGUAUUUGAUGUGCUUCCUUCUGUUUCUGUAUUGCCUUUUUCUGAAGCCCCUACAGAGACAGGAGUGUCAAUAAUUUUGCCAAAUUACACCAUGUCUCAGGACUAUGGGAGGCACAGACUGAUUCACCUUUAAGCUCUAUUUGGCUGCUUUUUUUUUACACGCUGAUGAACGAAAAUAACCUCUAAGUUAGGUCUUUGUUUUUGUAAAUGCAUUUUCGGGGUCCAACCGAUGGGACAAUUUGAUAAUAUUAAUAAAAGCCUAGAAAUCCUUAAAGAUUGCUAAAUAUCUGAGGUUUUCCUGAUCUAAUGUUUGCUGUUAAUAUGACGGCUCUGUAUCAUACCAGUGAGAAAUAAAUGACUUAGGGUAUAUAAGGAAAACUCAUCUCUUUCAUCACCUUUUGGGCUGCAAAGGGAAAACUCCAGUACCACUAAAUAGGAAUAAAAACAGUCAGAGGGUUGAUAAAAACAAGUCAUAUUCAAUUAAAAUAUAUUAUUUGGGAAAUGACUAAUGCAUAUUGAUCAAGCUUAUAAUUAGUCAAUUGAAUUAUGAAGGCUGCCUAGAAUAAAAUGACAUUCCUCUUAAUAUUUUCGGCCGUACAAUAAUGAAAGGCUUGGGAUGCUUCGUGCCAACUGGGUUCAUUUCCAGGACCUAAUAACUCCAACCUCUCUUUUGAUGAUCAAAAAUGUUCUAUUGAAAAGCAUUUUAUUGAGCCCUAACAUUCAGAUGGGAUUCAUUUUACUGCACAUUCUUAAAAGAUAUGUAUUCAGUAAGGCCUUACAUGCUUGACUUGUAUGCAGAAAUGAAAUGGUGGUUGAUUCUUAUUUAUGGCCUUUACAUAUUAAAAGGAUAAGUCUUUUUAUCAAUACUUGUUAUGUGAAAAAACCUAGAAAACUGCAUACUUUUCAUCUCAUAUCAAAUACUUCAAAUGAUUUUGUUGAAUGAUAUUCUGACGGUAGUGUAGCUGCUUUUAUGAACCUACUAUAACAUGUGUGCUCUUUAUUUGUCCGACCAGCAAAACCUACGUCCUUUAAGACAGCAAUAUGACUAUAGGGACAAGUGGUUAGUGUACUGGAGACACUCCUAUUUACAGUGGUAUGCAAAAGUUUGGGCACCCCUCUGAGAUUUCAUGACAAUUUGCUUUUCCUUUAUAAUAGAAGAUCACAGCAACAACAUUUGUUUUCCUACAAAGAUGUAGACGUUUUAGUGUUUUCCAGACCAAAAUUCUUAGGGUAGCAUUACAUAGUUUUAUUAUAAUAAAAUAAAAUGCAAAAAAUGGGAUGUGCAAAAGUUUGGGCACCCUUAUAAAUAGCAUUCAUUUCAACACCUGUACGGAUUUAUAGCUGACAGGUUGCUGCACAAAAUUGCUUUGAUUAGCUCAUUAGACCUUCAAUUACAAAGACAGGUGGAACCAAUCAUGAAAAAGGCUAUUUAACAUAGGUAAUAGCUGGCUGUGCCUGGCCUAGGUUCUUUCUUAGGGAGUGGCAAGAUGGGGACCUCAAAACAACUCUCCACUGACCUGAAAGCUAAGAUAAUCCAACAUUAUAAAUUAGGAGAAGGGUACAAAAAAUUAUCUGACAGGUUUAAACUGUCUGUCUCCACAGUCAGAAACGUAGUUGUGAAAUGGAAGGCCACAGGAACAGUCCGUGUGAAGGAAAGAUGUGGUAGGCCGACAAAAAUAGGGGAAAGGCACAGGCGAAGGAUGGUGAAAAUGGUCACAGAGAAGCCACAGACCACCUCCAGAGAACUACAACAACAUCUGGCUGCUGAUGGUGUAGUUGUUCACCGUUCCACAAUCCAGCUUACUUUGCACCAGGAAGAGCUCAUUGGAAGGGUGAUGUGCAAAAAGCCUUUCCUGAGUGUUAAUCACAAGAAGAGUCGCAUGAGGUAUGCAAAAGCACAUCUGGACAAGCCAGAAGCAUUUUGGAACAAAAUACUGUGGUCAGAUGAGACCAAGAUUGAGUUAUUUGGUCAUAACAUGAACAGGUAUGCAUGGCGAAAAAAACACACUGCAUUCAAUGAAAAGAACUUGUUGCCCACUGUAAAAUUUGGUGGAGGAUCUAUCAUGUUAUGGGGCUGUGUGGCUAGCACAGGUACUGGAAAACUUGUUAAAGUUGAGGGCCACAUGAAUUCCUUACAGUACCAGGAGAUUCUUGACAAGAAUGUUCUAGAGUCAGUCACAAAGUUGAAGCUACGCCGGGGUUGGAUUUUUCAGCAGGACAAUGAUCCUAAGCACCGAUCAAAAUCCACCAAGGAAUUCAUGCAGAAGCACAGGUACAAUGUUCUGGAAUGGCCAUCCCAGUCCCCAGACCUUAACAUCAUUGAAAAUGUAUGGAUUUAUUUGAAGAAGGCUGUCCAUGCACGGAGGCCAAGAAACCUGACUGAACUGGAGACGUUUUGUGUGGAAGAAUGGGCCAAAAUACCACCUGCCAGGCUUAAGGGACUUGUCUGUGGCUACAGGAGGCGUCUACAGGCCGUUAUUGCAGCAAAAGGAGGCAAUACUAAAUAUUAAUGGAAUUAUUUCUUAGGGGUGCCCAAAUUUAUGCACAUACCUAUUUUUGUUUGAAUGCACAUAAACAUGUUUCUGUUUGACCAAUAAAAGUUAUUUCACUACUGAGAUGUUUCUGUUACCAUAAGGUAUAACAUAUGUUAAAAUGAAGUUGCUGCUUCAAAAGCUCAGCAAGUGACAAACUGAUGCAGUGGUUUUCCUAAGGGGUGCCCAAACUUUUGCAUACCACUGUAUCUUUCCGAACCGUUCACUUUAAAUCUUAAUUUCACAUUCCUGGUAAACUGAACAUCUUUUCGUGAGUCGACGUUAAGUGGAAGCCAUCUUGAGUGCUUACUAGAUGACGGUCUGUGACUCGUCGCGUUUCAAACAUGAAUGAAUGUUUGACGUUUCUUUUUUUGAAUGAAGGUUAAAACCUCUACAUGGAAAACUAUUGUUAAACUCAAUAGGAUUUUGUAAAGUGAUUACAAACAUUGUGGUUGGUAUUGUAGCAUCAAACCUUUUACUAACUUUAUUUACAUUUUUAUAUGAAAAGGGAUGUCAUAUUAACUCUUGAAGAAUGUCUUUUGGUUUUGGUUGUAUGUUGGUUUGGGAUGUCUGUGUUGUUGGGAGAGAGAAAGGGAUUAUGCAUUCCACUUUUAAUAGGAGUAUCUUCUUUUCUCUUUAAUAAAUAGUAUUUUUCUUAUGAA
Eleginops maclovinus (Patagonian blennie) is the source of this 4851-nucleotide messenger RNA. It is a transcript of the gene b4galt4, whose product is annotated as UDP-Gal:betaGlcNAc beta 1,4- galactosyltransferase, polypeptide 4. NCBI's taxonomy places the organism in Eukaryota, Metazoa, Chordata, Actinopteri, Perciformes, Eleginopidae. The record is from RefSeq and is a predicted model, not a curated record. Gene Ontology annotation, cellular component: Golgi apparatus. Gene Ontology annotation, biological process: carbohydrate metabolic process. Gene Ontology annotation, molecular function: galactosyltransferase activity. Bases 304 to 1353 code for a protein of 349 amino acids. The transcript has 7 exons.